AUUGUUUAUCAACAUUGCAGCUGCAAUGCAAGGUCUUUGAACAAUGAAGUGCGAAUGGGAUCGGUAUCGGUGCGAUUGUGCUGAAAUAAAUACUUAUUAGUUCAUGUUUAAUGUAGCUUAAGCGUCCUCUACUAUUAAGUUUGAUCAGUCAUCGCACAAUGUUUUAGUUUUUCGAAAAAAACAUCCCUAUAUCCUACUCUAGAUUUUAUUGUUUACUGCUCAUUCACGUCUACUCACCUACUCGUCACGCCCUUAGAUUUGAUGAACUAAAAAGCAUUUUUUCGGCUGUUAAAUGAUUCAAGAUGAAAGGAUACAAAGUAACAGACGCAAAAUGGACAAAAAUUGUGGGUAUUGCUGCGAAUUCUUUAUCAGAACUUGUAUUGAAAGGCUGUAAAAAAUUGAAUAUUACAUUUUGUGAAGGCAUCAAAGCUGUCUUACAUGAUGGCACAGAAGUUGACUCGGAAAGUUAUUUUAAGACUCUUCCAUCACAGUCCUUGUUAAUCAUUCAGGAGCCUGGGAAGGAUGUGCUCACAGGUGCCAAUUUGAUUUAUAAUGCUUUGACACUGCUGAAUCUUGAGUGUUUGAAAGCUGGAGAGCUUGUAAAUCAAUUUUUCACAGAAAAUAUCAAGGAAAAGGUGAGGGAAUUGGCAAAGGUUCUGGACGAAGAAGAUGGGGACAAAACUCUGGUCAGCAAAAAAGUAGAAGAUCCAGAAUGGUUUGCAGGAUUAGACACCAACUCUACUACCAAGGAAGAUUUCAUGUUUCGACGAUGUCAGGAUCGAAUAAGAGGUUACUUGUACAAGUCGAAGAGUGACAUCACAAAAUCAAAAACAUACAACCAGGACUUUGUCGCCAAAACCAAUCUACUAAAGAGUUUCCAAUAUUUUUCUAGUCAGCUUCAAAAGGAUAAACAUUUUGGAUUUUAUUUUGACAGGAGUAGUACAAAGGCAAUGUGUAACAAUAAAGGUGAUUUUUAUUGUAUGGGGCCGUGGAAUGAAGAGAAGUGCUUGCAUGGUGAAAAAGGGCAUAUCAUCAAUCCGUACCAAAGCAGAGAAGCUCGGAUUGUUUUUUCAACCUGGAAUCUAGAUCAUUGGAUUGAAAGAUCCAGAUCAGUACUCCCCGCACUGUUGAAUGCAUCGGAACUAGUAAAGGAUGGUAAUUAUGAAAUCAACAAUGAAUAUUUUUACUCCCUUCUUUUCACAUCAAAAAAUCUAAAAUUGGUCCACAUCGUUUGCCAUGACAAAGGAGAGCACAAAACAGCGAAGUGUGAUCCACUUUUGACCAUCUGUAAGUUGGAUAAAAAAAGCAAGUCAAAGUCCUAAAAUAUAUUUAAUUUGAAAUUUUUUCUGCUCAUCCAUGAUGAGUAAUUAGUGCAUGAAGCAUUAUCAAAUGGUGCUCAAUCGAUUUGACUAAUCAAUAUGCUAAUCGUUAUUAGUGUAGCCAAUCUAGUCAAAGUAGUGUUCCCCUUAUAACAACAGCGGUUUGUGCAAAAACUGCUAUGAGCUCGUCUCAGAGGAUUUCAUAUUUUCAUUUGUCUUGACAAGGAUCGUUAAUUCACAAGUCAAAGAUAUGCUGGAUAUUGUAUGUACUGUAGUACACCUGAAAACACUCUUACCAGUACUGAAUUUUGCUCUUCAUCAGCAAAUGUAUCUUCUUCAAUAAAAUAUCCUAAAAAUUUUAUGUCCAAGACUACUGUAGCUUCUGCAAUUGGUUUUUUCUGCACUUGAAUUUUUAUCAAUCAAUUCUGCUUGUGAAGCUCAAUGGGAGCAUUUAGAAAUAAAAAGGAUAUUCGACUUAGAGGCGCUUUUGCACAAACCUCUUUGUCUGUACUUGUGUUGUUUUAAUGGUAGCUUCUUAGCCCCCUUCAAGACUAUUUUCAUAUUGUGAUUGAAUUUUUUAACAUAAAAGGAUUUAGCUAGAAAUAAGAGUGUUGUCUGAUUAGUGAUGUCCUUAUCAAGGGUGAUAUUUUGUAAAAAUAUCUGAAUGACAAUUAUGCAAGUAUGUUUUAUAUGAUUUUUCUUUUAAAAAUUAUCAUUGAUUUCAAACAUUUAAGAAUCAAUCACCGAAUCAAUAAUUUUCGCUAAGUUUGGUGUGAUGAUUAGGGGCUGUUUAAAGUUUUUACAAUACGUAACAUACGUUUACAUGAAAAAAGUCAAAAUUUGAUUAACUUUUGUUAAUUUUAUGUGCUAAGUGACUAUAUCAAGUUACGUACUUUGAUUUAAUGCUUUCGAAUCAAAUACUUUCAUUGAACCAUCUUUGUUCAUCUUAAGUUUGUAGAAAAAGAUCCCUAGAUCUUUCAUUUUAAGGAAAAAUAUUAUGAUGUAUCUUUCUUUAAAGGCCCAUGAUCUCUCUUGAAAAGAAGUACAAUUCUCACUGAUCUCUUUUUCCUCCUAAAAAGAUAACUUUUUUUUAUCGAUCUCUGUGUUAUUGAAGAACAUUCUACUCAAAUAUUACGUUGAUAGGUCUGAUAUAUACUUGUUUUUAUAAAUUGGUUUCUUAUGAGGGAGUAACUUACUCUUGAUAAGUUGAUUUCUUUAUACUCUUAGGUAAUGAACUUCCCUCUGUUUCUGAGAGUCAAUAAUACCCCAGAACAAAGCAGGACAUUUACUAGGCAGUCAGUUUCAUUCUGCUGAGACUGACUCCUAAUUUUCACUGAAGUAACAAAGUUAUAAUCCCUCUGAAAUUAGUACAUUCCAUAGGGAAAAGUUCUUUUUGGGAUGAACGUGAAAUUAAUUUUUGUCAACUGACAAAGGCAUUGUAAAUUUUUGACAUCUUUUGAUGAUUUUAUCUGAUUAUUUUAAACCCUUGUUCGUCGGUCAUCUAAACGACUGGUUCCCCAACCUCUUUCAGUCAACCAAAUUCCUAAUGUGUUCCCAUCGCAUAACUUAUGCAUAAAACACACAGCACAUUCCGAAGUGUUUUUUACAAUCAAAUUGACCUUUAAUUUUUCCUCCUUAAAUAAGGACUCUUUCAAUUUUCCAACUCUAAGUGAAGGAUAUUGAAAAUAGUGAAAAAUUCAAAUUUUUCAUUGAAAUAUCUCACUAAAAUCAUGUUUUCCAAAGUUUGACUUCAGUUUUUAGAAAUCCCAAUCAUUGAUUUUGAAUUCAAAGAGUCAGUUUUAUGAGAUGAUUUAAUGUUCCUUGGUCUAUUUGUACCUAAUAACCUCUAAUGUUUAGCAAUUCUUUUAUCCACCUUUGUAUUAGGGAUAAAAUUACUGAAAAAUUCUUCAUUUUUGUGAAUGUUAAUUUUUUAUGGACUCGAAUAAGCAAUAAUCUGAUCUUUUUUGUAAUUUCAAAGUAUUUGUCAAACAAUUUAGCAGCAGUGUUAGCCUAACAGCACUUUUAAUUUUGGACGGUCGGCCCUAGGCGAAACUGACAAAUGGAUAUCAGACAGUAGAGUGAUCAAUUUAUUUGUCGACAAGUUAUGAUCUUGUACCUCUCUGAAAACUCUCCGGAAGUUUUCCUCUCUAGUUCAAACUAGUCGCAUAAUUUCUGAUCCCAGUUCCAAAAUGAGUCUGAGGACACUUAUCAGGUGCAGGCGCCUGAUAGUGCACCCAUCACUCCAAUAACGGCUUGUGCCAUUGCCAAUGUGUUAAUUUAAUUUUUUAAGAAGCAGUAAACUCUGGAGGCAUUGUAUAAGGCGCACACGUUUGUUUAAUGUUCAGGUUUUUUUUUUUUUUGUUUCUCAAAUAUCUGUCGAUAUUAUUUUUAUUAAUUUUUUUCUUUGACAAAGACAAGGCAAUAAUUGUCGUAAUUUAAGGCCUACAAUGAAUUAGUGGUUUUUCCCUUGCAAUUCUGAGGGGUGCAAAAAAUGUGUAGGGGUUCCUUCUUCACUCUUGUAGCAUUUAGGUUAGCGAAAGAAAUAACAAGUGAACAAUUUUGAAUGAAUCGAUAACCUCACAUCAUCUAUCUUGAUAAUUAUUGUUGUGUUGAUUUGAAGAUCAAGCAAUUUUGUUACAGAUUAUGGGAAACGUAAAACUGCAUUCAGGAAAUAGUUACGUCAUUAGGUGUGCCAAUAAGUAAUCACUAUUGCAGCAUAUCGAUGGCUAAGGUUGAAAAAUUCAUAACUCUAUUGUUAUGUCUAAGGCUCCAUGAUCUUGAUGUAUUUUCCUGUAAGAAAACUAAUCAAAAUUCAUAAUAGUUGAUUCUUUAAAGUAAGUAGAAACGUGCAGUUGAACAAUUGGAGCCUUGCUUAUUUUGACUUGGGAACAUGCUGAGAUGAACAGUAUUAGAUAAUGUUAAAAAUAAAAGAAGAAGAGCCAACACGCUGUGGAAAUAUGUCAUUUUACUCACACUAGUGGGUUACAUUGCUGAGGCCUUUCGGUUGUACACAACUAUCUUCAAGGACACUACGUAUAAGCAGACAAGCAAAAAAAGGCCUGCAAGGCCUCGGCAAUGAAACCAACUAAUGUGAGUAAAAUGACGUAUUCCUACAGCGUUUUGGCUCUUCGUAUUUUAUUUUUAAAAUUUUGACUUUAGCCACAGAUAUAUCAAGAUAAAAGUGAGCCAGUAGUAUGGAGAGGUUUUGGAAGGGUCACACUCCUGAGAGAGGUGAGGAUCUAAAGCCCUUCAGCCCCUCAUCUACGUGUUCCUUAUUUAGGAAGGAAAACACAGUGUAGAUCCCCAGAUAACCCCCUUAUUUUGGCCUAAGUAGUUACAAUACCUAAAUAAUACCUAGUACCUAAAUAAAAUAACAAAAUAGGUAGUUGUUAUGGCAUUUCUUACAUAACUAUCUUAGUCAGCUAAUAUUGAUUACAUGUUAGAGCUUUUUAAUCCAAAGACUUAUUUUUUUAUCUCAAUCUUCUUGUACAUGGUUUCCAAUAAUAUUUUAUAAUUUUGAGGUGAAACAUCCUUCAGUUCGUUGAGCAGCCUGUAAAGUGGAACUAAGACAUUCCAGUAUUUUGAUGAUCUCCUUACAGAUGUGUUUCAAGCAUUAUGGUUUACACAUAAGUGAAUGAUCAGAUAUUCACAAAAAUGUGACUGUUCAGAGGAAAAUUGAUCAUAGCAUGGAGAAACUUUUAUGUGAGAUUCUAGUACCACAGCUUCCAAGAGAAUGUUCCAAAAAUUGUGCACUUAAAAGGCACAAAAAUGUGAAACUUAAUUAGAGUUUUUAAGCUUUAAAGUUUGCAGCUCAAACAAAGUGAUUUGAAGUUUUAAUCUGUCCUGAGUAAGGCUUGAAGGCAACUUUACGGUCUUUGUUCGCAGCAUAUAAUUGAACUGAACUGUUCUGCAUGCAAUGGAGUGUUUAUCACCAGUUAUUCAAUUGUCUGUUUCAACUAAUCAAAAAUUUUCCUCUGUAGUAAGAGAUCCUUUUUCCUGUGAACGGUUACAAACGAUAGAUUUAGAUGAACAUUCAUAUAGAGAGGUAGUAAUAAAAUUUUACCGAGGAAUAAAUACAAACGCAGGUAUGCAUUUGUUAUCUUCAGUCAUUAUAUUACAUUAAUAAAUAAAAUGAGACUGAUAAACAGUGAAAUUCUUCCAAUUUAUAACUGAUGUUGAGACAUUGGCUCGCAAUAUUUAAAAACUUAAGCUUAAUGCACUUAUUAAAAAUUCACUGUUAAAGUUUCGAAAAAGUUAACAUAACUAUCAACUCUUGGUUACAUUUUCUAUUUCAAUUGAACACAUGAAUAUUUAGUGCUAAAGUUGAGGUUGAAUUUUUCAUAAAAUGAUCAUUUAUUUAAUCAGUUCUUGAAGUGAUGCUGCUUGAACUGCAGUUGUUUUAAUCGCAAAGAGGGACAUAAUGUAUGGAAGAAUCCGACCCCAAAUAAUGAUUUUCUACAAUAUUUUAUUACAUUUGCUGUUAUUAUUUUGUUUACUACUGCUUGAAUAGCAUUUGUGUUUACGUACAAUGUAGUUAUUGCUGUUAUUAGUGUAAGUGAUAUUAAGUACUAAACGCCUUCCAGCGCGUCUUUUAGAUCUUAGUAUAUAAAUCUUAAAAGUAUUAUACAUGCAAAGCUGUGAAUGUGACUUAAUUACCAAAAAUAAAUGUUCAAUUCUAUAUCAUUGAGA
Messenger RNA from Bemisia tabaci, 6008 nucleotides. It is a transcript of the gene Drep4, whose product is annotated as DNA fragmentation factor-related protein 4. Gene Ontology annotation, cellular component: nucleus; cytoplasm. NCBI's taxonomy places the organism in Eukaryota, Metazoa, Arthropoda, Insecta, Hemiptera, Aleyrodidae. Gene Ontology annotation, molecular function: DNA endonuclease activity. Gene Ontology annotation, biological process: apoptotic DNA fragmentation; apoptotic process. The record is from RefSeq and is a predicted model, not a curated record.